AUGGCCCCAUCACUAGAAGAGCCCGUGGUCACUGUCACCACAAGUCCGGCGAAGUUUGCAGUCCCAGUCGUCACGAAGGGCCUCGUCGGUGAUAACAAGUUUGGCUAUCAGCCAGGCCGCACACCAGUCACUCAACACCACAACUAUGCACAUGAAGACUUCUUGCCUUCAUUUCCAAACAUCCAAUGGCCUCCGCUUGAGCAGACUCCCUACGAGGAUAAGGGAUUAGAUGCUACAGCAGUCUUUGAUUAUAACCCGAAGAUUGGCACCGAGAUCCACGGCGUUGAUCUCUCAAAGCUUGACGAUGCACAACGGGAUGACCUCGCCAGGUUGAUUGCAUACCGAGGUGUUGUCUUCUUCCGCUCUCAGAAGAACUUCGAUAUCGAGGCCCAGCGUCAACUAGGCCAAUACUGGGGCAAGCUGCACAAGCACGCCACCACAUCUGUCCCACGGAAGCAAGGUCUCGAGGACGUCCAUGUGGUUUAUACUGGAGACAACUCCGGUGACAACCGCGCUCUCUUCACACCCAGCUUCCUAUGGCACUCCGACGUGACCUAUGAAAUUCAGCCACCAUCCUAUACAUCACUCAAGCUUUUGACCGGCCCGCCCCGUGGUGGUGGUGGUGACACUUUGUGGACCUCGCAGUACGCUGCCUAUGAUGUCCUCUCCUCCCAUAUGCAAACAUACCUCAAAGGCCUCACGGCCCUCCACUCGGCCGACAUGCAGGCCAAUGACUCCCGGGCGUUGGGUCGACCGGUGCGCCGGGAGCCCGUCACCACUGAACACCCUCUCAUCCGCACAAACCCAGUCACUGGAUGGAAUGGGCUGUUCUUCAAUCCGGGCUUCGUAACGAAGAUCGUCGGCGUCCCCGCCGCAGAGAGUGAUGCUAUCAUCCGGUUCCUGAGCGAUGUGAUUGCCACGACCCAGGAGAUGCAUGCGCGCUUCUCGUGGAAUGAAGAGGACGUUGCACUUUGGGAUAACAGGUCCACCAACCACAGUGCUUCUUAUGGGUUCACGCCACACCGCCGUCAUGCUGUGCGCGUCGCAGUCCAUGCCGAGAAGCCUGUGCUGGAGAAGUCUGGGAGGUCUCAGGAAGAUGAACUCAAUGCUUUGUAUGGACUGCCGGCAGUCAACAAGGAUGGUUCUCGCCAGUCAAACUAUAAUGACUAG
Penicillium paradoxum is the source of this 1170-nucleotide messenger RNA. RefSeq names its product TauD/TfdA dioxygenase family protein. The record is from RefSeq and is a predicted model, not a curated record. Gene Ontology annotation, molecular function: 2-oxoglutarate-dependent dioxygenase activity. Bases 1 to 1170 code for a protein of 389 amino acids. Gene Ontology annotation, cellular component: cytoplasm. Lineage: Eukaryota; Fungi; Ascomycota; Eurotiomycetes; Eurotiales; Aspergillaceae. The transcript is spliced from 3 exons.